GUUCACCAAACACCACGAAUGAAGGUGUUUGCAUUGGGACUCGAUGAGAAUCAGAAGGCCGACCGCGCCGCCGAUGACAUCAAAGAAUCAAAAAUCCCGAUUGAUUCUGUGACUUCUGGAGUGCCACUUCAAUCGACAUCGCCAACUAUUGUGUUGGCCAAGUCGCCGAGACGCAAAUUCAGCGGAUUCACUUGUGGAUUACUUUCCUGGUUCAUCGGAGCUUGCUGUCUCGUCCUUCUCUGCCUUGCAAUCUCUGAAGUCGCCUAUCAUCGCCAACGAGAUCAAGCAUUCCUUCGUCUGAAAUGGGCGGAGCUCCGCCAGAGAAUGCUCGGCUACGAGUUGCUUUCUCAACAACAAGAAUUAGACAGAAUGGCUUUGGAGAAACAGUCACCAGUCGAGUCGCUGCCACUUCGCCGAAGUGAUGACCCGAUAAAACCAAAGAUUAUCGAUGUCAUUCAACCACAAGACGAUGAUAAUACAGUCAAAGUCUCUUCUUCAGAAGAGUCGAAUGAUGUUGCAAAACCAUUAAUGUUCAAUCAGUAUUCAAAUGAGCAAAACGAAAAGUUUGGCUUCUUGCAAGCACUGAUGGAUAAGAUCAGAAAACACGCAGAAAGUAUGGGAUUGAAGGGAGAUAUGCAAGUUCAUGUGGUUGAGGUGAAACCGUUGUACGGAGGAAAUAAGGAAAAUAACUUUGAUGAAACUGCGUCGUUCGAACAAAAUCUUGCUGAUGGAUUCGGUGAGUACGCGAUGCCACAUCAAGAUUUCGGAGGACCAAUCAAUGACGUUUAUGAUAAUAAUAAUGACCGUCUCACAUUCGACCGUCACGGAAUGAGACGUCCAUUCGGUCCAUUUAACAGAUUCGACGGACCCCCACAAAUUUACGAUGACUACUCAGAGCCCCAGGAUCAGCAACAAUUCCAAUGGAACAUGCCACCACCAUCACCACCACCACAAUUCGGUUUUCAACAACAACCAGCUAAUUGGUGGGGACCACCAAGAUCAAUGGAAGUUCAAACUAAUCAAUGGAAUGGAUUCCCGCAGGUUCCAGUUGGAGGACAACAACAAUUCCAGCAGCAGCAGGCACAGCCAUGGUACAUGCCUUAUAAUGAGAAUCAGGCACAAGUGAAUCAGAAUCAGAACCAGAAUCAAAAUCAAGAUCCAUUCAAACAACUGAGCAACGUGUGGCAGCAAAAUGAUGACUGGAUGAUUAAAAAUCAUGAGAAUCAAAUGCAAAAUCAAGCGAUGCCAUUCCAACCGAAUCCAGCUGCAUCUCAAAAUGCCGAUUUCAAUGUUCCAAUGGAUGUGAUUUCCGACGACGCAGUAGCUCCACCAUCCACAGCAAUUUCUGCAGACAAGGAAAAAGCAUGGGCUCCACCAGCUUCAUCUGAGGAAAACGUCAUCUCCCCAGAUGCUAGCCUCGAGCCAAUCAACGACGGAAAAUUCCUUCCAAUUCGUUCGGACGAUAAGCCAAUCGAUUCCGCAGACGCUCACCUCUUCCAGAUUGAUGAUCCAUCGAGUUUCCGUCGUUAAGCUCCAUUUGUUUUGGUAAACAUACCAAUGUAAAUUAUUAUAAGACAUCUCCGGUUAGUUGGAGUGUUCGGCGUUUUUUGUGCCCCGAGAUCUCCUCAGUCAAUGUUCCUUAUGCUUCCCUCUUGUUUUUUUAUCACACACAAUUUACGAUGUCGUUGUUCGUUUUUUUCUAAACUUCGAAAUUCCAAUCAUUUUAAUAAAUGUUUAUCAAAAAA
Caenorhabditis elegans is the source of this 1745-nucleotide messenger RNA. RefSeq names its product Prion-like-(Q/N-rich) domain-bearing protein 25 (gene pqn-35). NCBI's taxonomy places the organism in Eukaryota, Metazoa, Nematoda, Chromadorea, Rhabditida, Rhabditidae. The record is from RefSeq and is marked reviewed.